GAGAGAGAGAGACAAUGUAAACAAACAAGUCUACUAUCUAAUAACAACGUUCAUCAACAAAUAUCAAUAAACAAAUAUAUAUUUAUUUAUAAUUUAAAUUUUAAACAAAAAAUGAUAACAAGAAAAAAAAAAAGCAAUGAAUAAAAUAACUAUAGUGUAAUUAAUAAUUAAUAAUAAUUAAUAAUAAUAUUUGUGUGUUAAAUUAAAUUAACAUAAAUAAAAAUAAUGGCAAAAAUACACUGGUCAAUUUUUAAGUCACCAAAAACACUUGUAUCAAUUAUGUGGAUGUAUUUAAAUAAAAAAUGGUGGAGAUUAAAAUUAAUAAUAGCAUCAUUAUUUUACAAUGAUUUUAUAAGCUGGAAUUAUGCUUGUGAUAUUGCCUUGGAGCCAAUAUUUUGGUUUGUUGAAAAUUUUACUGGAGUAAUUGGUCCAAUAUUAAUUGUUAUGUUAUUAUCAUUAACUGGAUUGAUGAUUUAUACAGCAUAUUACAUUGGUAUACCAUAUUGGUGGGAAAAAAGUCCAUCAAUAACAAUAAUAUUAUUAAUAAUUGGUCAUUGGUUAUUGAUAAAUGUAUUAUUUCAUUAUUAUAUGGGUGUUAAAGUACCAGCUGGUAAUCCACCAGAGGGUGGUCUUAUACCAGAAGCAGUUAGUAUUUGUAAAAAAUGUAUAAAACCAAAACCACCACGUACACAUCAUUGUUCAAUAUGUCAAAAAUGUGUAUUAAAAAUGGAUCAUCAUUGUCCAUGGUUAAAUAAUUGUGUUGGACAUUAUAAUCAUCGUCAUUUUUUUUUAUACAUGAUAUUUACUGCUAUUGGAAUAAUAUUUAUUAUGAUAUUUGGUGUUGAAAUAGCAUAUCAAGAAAUAUUUCCAGAUUAUGAACAAGAACUUGAUGGUCAUCCAGUUAAAAUUAAUAAUAAUUUUGAAAUAAUACCAGUUACUGAAAUGAUGGAUCAUUUAAGUCAUGAAGAACUUGAUGAAAUAGCUAAACAUGAAUAUAAAAUUAAAAUUAAAGAAACAAGAAGAAGAUUAAUAAUAUUUGCUGGUUUAAUAUGUGUUACUGGUUUAUUUAUACUUGUUGGUUUAAUAUGGUGGCAUGGUAAAUUAAUAACAAAUGGUGAAACAAGUAUUGAAGCUAGAAUUAAUUCAAAAGAAAUUGAUAAAUAUAAUAAACAAGGUAAAAUAUAUCAAAAUCCAUAUGAUUUUGGUAUUUUAGAAAAUUGGAAAAUUUUUUUAGGCCUAAAACAACACAGUUGGUUGUGUGUUUUAUUGCCAUCAACACAUUCACCACGUGGUAAUGGAUUAACAUGGCAAACAAUUUAUGAUAAAAAAGAUGAAAAAAUAUAAUCAUCAUCAUCAUCAUCAUCAACAACGAAUAUUAUUUUAUAAUAUAAAUUUAAAUGACAUAAGCAUAAUUAUUACAUUAGUUUUUGUAAAUAAAUAAUAAAAAAUAAGCCACAAAAAUAAAAAGAAAAAAUUAACAAAAUUAAAAAGUUUAAUAAUACAAAAACGAAAAUUUAAAAAACAAUCAUCAUCAUCAUCAUCUGAAUUAAUUUCCAUGAAUUUUAAUAAUAGAAACUUGAAUGACACAUAUGGUAUUAAAUUAAAUUAAUUAACAUUCAAUAAACAUAUAGUGCAUUGUAUAAUUAUGAUUAAAAAAAAAAAUAAUGAAAAUAAUUGUGAAUAUUCAACAUUCAA
This is a messenger RNA of Aphidius gifuensis, 1695 nucleotides long. Its product is annotated as palmitoyltransferase ZDHHC16A. The record is from RefSeq and is a predicted model, not a curated record. Gene Ontology annotation, biological process: protein palmitoylation. Gene Ontology annotation, cellular component: Golgi apparatus. Gene Ontology annotation, molecular function: palmitoyltransferase activity. NCBI's taxonomy places the organism in Eukaryota, Metazoa, Arthropoda, Insecta, Hymenoptera, Braconidae. Bases 226 to 1344 code for a protein of 372 amino acids. The transcript has 3 exons.